Oncorhynchus kisutch (coho salmon) is the source of this 1323-nucleotide messenger RNA. It is a transcript of the gene tm4sf21a, whose product is annotated as transmembrane 4 L six family member 21a. Bases 207 to 779 code for a protein of 190 amino acids. The record is from RefSeq and is a predicted model, not a curated record. Lineage: Eukaryota; Metazoa; Chordata; Actinopteri; Salmoniformes; Salmonidae. Gene Ontology annotation, cellular component: membrane. The transcript has 6 exons.
AAUAGGUGUCCAAUUAUAGCCUUUGCUUUACUAUGACUCACAGUACACUAUUACACCCACACAAAACCACUCCUCCCACCUAGUAUGUAUUCUAUUCCCCCGUACAUCACCAGGUAGAGAGAAAAAAAGGCUCUCAUCGUCCAAGGGUCUCAAACCUAUUGGCUGCACAGUUCUUAAGACAAGUCAAACAGUACGUGGCAGAUAGGAUGUGUACAGGUAAAUGCUCCCGGUGUAUCGGGGUGACGCUAUACCCACUGGCAGUCAUCUCAAUCAUCUGUAACAUCAUACUGUUCUUCCCGGGUUGGGAGACCAGUUACGCCAAAGACGGAUACAUCACAGAAGAGGUGAAGUACAUGGGAGGACUGGUUGGAGGGGGACUAAUGGUGUUGGUCCCAGCAUUGUACAUCCAUGUUACUGGACAGCAGGGAUGCUGUGCCAACCGCUGCGGGAUGUUCCUCUCCAUUGCCUUUGCUGCGGUCGGGGUUGCUGGCGCCCUCUACAGUUUCAUAGUGGCAAUGCUUGGCCUGAUUAAUGGGCCCUACUGUAGAGUGCUGUUGCUCUGGACAACUCCCUUCAAAGACAGAGAGGACAGUUACCUGAACAACCGUGAUCUGUGGGGAUUGUGCACAGCGCCUAAAAACGUGGUGGAGUUUAACAUUGGGCUGUUUGCCAUCCUGCUGGUGACAAGCUCUCUGCAGCUGGUGCUCUGUUGCACCCAGAUGAUCAACGGGCUCUUUGGAUGCCUCUGUGGAACCUGCACCAACAAAGGGGUUAUUUAAUGGAAGGAAGACUCUUACUCUACUCUCCAUCCAUGGUGGAUUGACUGGCGCCUCUAAGUGGACCAAGAGAGACAUUGGCUUCAAUAUGUUUGCAAUGUGAUGUACAACAUUCUCCCUUAUUUUAAUGUUUGCAAUGUGAUGCACAACAUUCUCCCUUAUUUUAAUGUUUGCAAUGUGAUAUCCCUUCUAAAUUAGCAUUUUAGCCAUUUAGCAGACACUCUUCUUCAGAGUGACUACAGUUAGUGAAUUCAACUAAGGCAGGUAAGACAACCGCAUAUCAGCCGUACACCAAAUUACCAUUUGUCAGUAUAGUUAGAUGCAAAUGUAUAAAGUGUUUAAAUGUGUUUUUAACAAAAAUAACGCCUUGUCCGAUACAUGGAUUGGUGUCAUUUCAGAAUUUUCCCAGUAAACUCUUCAGUGACAUGCAAUUGCUAUUCAGUGGUGCAGCAUAUAAUAUACCAUAUAAAUUCUCUGUGUUCAUUAUAUACAUGCAUUGUACACAUUUUCUGAAAUAAAAUGAAAUCUUUUUUAUUCUUACAUUCUA